Molecule: messenger RNA, 2074 nt
Organism: Oryzias melastigma (Indian medaka)
Lineage: Eukaryota; Metazoa; Chordata; Actinopteri; Beloniformes; Adrianichthyidae
Gene: cdc6
Product: cell division cycle 6 homolog (S. cerevisiae)
Exons: 11
Coding region: 163-1941 (592 amino acids)
Biological process (GO): DNA replication initiation; cell division; mitotic DNA replication checkpoint signaling
Cellular component (GO): nucleus
Molecular function (GO): DNA replication origin binding; ATP hydrolysis activity
Source: RefSeq, a predicted model, not a curated record
GGAAACCCGGCGAGCAGAGGAGGAGCCGCGGAGGAAAUUUUGGCGCUAGUUUGGUCUGAGUUCAGCUGCUCGGACGGACUCUGGAACCGGGUCUAACCUGAUCCUGAAGGACGGUUCUCUGCACCUUUAGAGGGUUUCUUUUGGCCUCCAGAAAGAGUAACCAUGCCGAGCACUCGCUCUCAGGGUGCCGCUCAGCCCACGCUGCAGUUCCCUCGCCGUAAAUCCUGCAGGACGUCCCAGAAGACUCAGCUCGCCUCUCCAUCCGAACCCGAGUCAAUCACCCCGAGUCACAUGUCACCCCGAAGGCCCGCCGCCCCUGCUCUGUCCCCCCGACGCCUCCCCGCCUUCUCCCCAAAGCAGAACCAGCAGUGCAGCGUCCAGCCUCUGCUGUCACCCCGACGGCCCCCGACUCCGCCCUCCUCGCCGCCGCUCCAGACCCGGCUGCCGCUCAGUCCACGGAAACGAACAGGUCACGAGAACGGCUGCAACCUCGACUCCGACCUGUUGGCGUCUCCUCCGAAGCAGAGCAGACCGUCUCCAAGAAAACUGGGCUACGACGAAAACUGUCCUGUCUCAGCCCGCAGACAGCUCCUCCCCUCCCCGCCACGACAGCCACGGCGACAGGAAACGCCCACAGGAAGUCCCGUCCAGCAGCACAGGGAGAGGCGGCCGCCGGUUGCUCGGCUGUUUGCAGAGAACUCCAGGCUCCAGAGCGUGAAGCGAGCUCUCCACACCGCCAUCCCAGAGCGCCUGCUGUCCCGCGAGGCCGAGCAGGCGUCCAUCCGCCGCUUCCUGCAGGAGAAAGUUCUGCAGAGCCGACCCGGCAGCCUCUACAUCUCAGGAGCUCCAGGAACCGGCAAGACGGCGUGCCUGAACUGCGUCCUGCAGGAGAUGAAGGGCGAGCUGUCCGGCGUGCAGACGGUGAUGGUGAACUGCAUGAGUCUGAGGAGCUCCCAUGCCAUCUUCCCGCUGCUGGCCAGCAAGCUGCAGGCGUCCGGCGGGCAGAGCGGCCUGCAGAGGUUCCUGACGGGUUCUGGACCCACAGUGCUGCUGGUUCUGGACGAGAUGGACCAGCUGGACAGCAAAGCUCAGGACGUCCUCUACACCAUCUUUGAGUGGCCGUUCCUGCCCAAGUCCCGCCUCUGCCUCAUCGGCAUCGCCAACGCUCUGGACCUGACGGACCGCAUCCUGCCGCGGCUGCAGGCCCGUGUCCUCUGUCGCCCCCUGCUGCUGCACUUCGCUCCCUACAGCCGGGACGAGCUGACGGCCAUCGUGAAGGACAGGCUGGCGCAGGUGUCGGCUGAAGCGGUUCUGGACGCGUCUGCGGUUCAGUUCUGUGCCAGAAAAGUGUCGGCUGUGUCGGGAGACGCCAGGAAAGCUCUAGACAUCUGCAGGAGGGCGGUGGAGAUGGUCGAAUCGGACCAGAGGAAGAAGAAACUGGAGUCCAAAGAGGAAAGUCCAGGUGAGCAAACACCUGAAGCUACAGAAGAUGUCUGUUCCAAACUGAGACUGAACCUCCGUCUGUCCCGUGCAGCCUCUCGGGUCGGCCUCCCCCAGGUGGCCCGGGUUCUGUCGGAGGUUUACGGCGAGCGCAUGGCGGCCCAGAGCUCGGACGGGGAGAACUUCCCGCUGCAGCAGAAGCUGCUGGUCUGCUGCCUCCUGCUGCUCAUCCGGAGCGGGAAGAGCAAAGAGAUCAGCCUGGGAAAGCUCCACGAGGUGUACAGCCGGCUGUGCGCUCAGAGGCAGGUGAGCGGCGCCGGGCAGGGCGAGUGUCUGUCGCUCUGCAGUCUGCUGGAGAGCCGAGGAAUCUUCGGCCUGAAGAAGGCCAAAGAGGCUCGUCUCACUAAGGUGUUCCUGAAGAUCGAGGAGAAGGAGGUGGAGAACGCUCUGAAGGACCGCACCCUUCUGGGCAGCAUCCUGGCUGCUGGGCUGCCCUCCUGACGGGAAACACUUCCUGUUUUUAUGAGAUUUUAUCGGAAGUUUUAGAUUUUUUAUUAUUAACAACUUGCUCUCAGAAAUGAGUUCUAAUGAGCUUUAGAGACUUUUUUCCUGUAAAUAAACAGAUUUGAACUUU